Molecule: messenger RNA, 1466 nt
Organism: Mizuhopecten yessoensis (Yesso scallop)
Lineage: Eukaryota; Metazoa; Mollusca; Bivalvia; Pectinida; Pectinidae
Product: UPF0764 protein C16orf89 homolog
Exons: 7
Coding region: 60-1091 (343 amino acids)
Cellular component (GO): cytosol; membrane
Source: RefSeq, a predicted model, not a curated record
CUGUCGACAAUAGACUCUUAUCUCGUUCGAGUCGCGGAUAUAAACGGACACAUACAAAUAUGAUUACGAAAUUAUUAAUAAUUAUUCUACAUGUUUGUAUCCCUCUUGUGGGUACCACGCCCUCUACCGGUGACCAAUCGCUCUUCGAGAGGUCGCUAGAUGCCACAGAGGGACUUUUGGAAUUCUUCAGUGCGGACUAUAGCAGCAUCAACGUUGACGGACUUUUUGGACUUCGAGUGGGAGAAGGUCAGCUGCUGGACGCCAUCGAUGUCUGUGAGAAAAAGCCGACAUGUCCAUUUUCAAUACUCUCCCGCUUGACGGCACUGGCAGUCAAGCUGGGGACCACGUGCGAACGCGCCUUGCCCUACGUUGAACAAGCUGACCCAGCCUAUUAUGAGAGAUUCAUGCAGACUAUAGACGCCCCCUACCGGCUGCCAUAUAGAGUUACUACCCUUUCCGAUGACGAAGUCGAAAGUGUGACGAUUGGAAAGAAUUCUCUAUACGAUGAAGACAAAGGAGACGCAUGUUAUGCACGACUCUUAGGGACAUAUGAAGAAGGCGGCUGUCGUAUUGGGAAAUGUAAUGUCACCAAGAACUGUGUUGAUAUGAUGACGUCGAAGGGAACAUCUCGUUACGUGACCACACAUCAAUUACUCUACUUUAUCGUCAUGGAAACAGUGAAAUGUCGAGAGAAAGUGGAGGAGUUCCUGGGAGACAAAGGCGUUGCUAGCUUCCAGAAGGAUCUGUGUACUAAUAUUUACAAAGAGGCUCUCGAGGCGACCUCUGGCGGCAAGGUCAUGGAAUCGGAGAAAGAUUUGUUUCUGGAAAGAGUUUUACUGUGUGGAACCCUGGGUUACGAGGACUUCCUUAAGGAGGACUGGAUCAAAAUGACGCUUCAAUGGCCGGACAGUAGGACUGGCUGUUUCAAACCUCGAUACCACAGCAGUAUAUUUACAGGAAGAAGUGAGCGGUCCAAUAUGAGGAAACUUCUUCGGGAGAAAACUAUGAAAGAUGGCUGUCUGUCUCACACCUCCGGGCUGGGGUUCGGAACAUUCUGUCUAUACCUCCAUCACCUCACCAUGAAUAUAUGAGUACGGUAUCUGAAGAAUAAACAUUACAACUCCACCACAACAUUUUCGUUGUAAUUUUUACCAAAUAACUUCUUUAUUCAAUAACCCAAUAUCCGUCGCAAAACAUUUAUGUUUUCAUUCUGCAAUUCAUAGAUAAAUUAACAAACACCAUAUGUUAUUAUCAACCAGAUCUAUUACAGAUUGAUGUUUGCCAAAAGGAAUAUGUUUGGAUCUUUGCGUCAUACAGCUAGAGUAAUAACGGCAUACGUCAAAUUCAAAUUACGAAGAAAAUUGAUUGAUUUGGUUAUUACAGAGAACAGGGCCUUGCUGAAAUAAGUUUAGAAGUGUGUUAAAAAUAAGUCGCGAACACGACAAGAAAGAAGGGGAAAAGGAAAA